Molecule: messenger RNA, 1713 nt
Organism: Ornithorhynchus anatinus (platypus)
Lineage: Eukaryota; Metazoa; Chordata; Mammalia; Monotremata; Ornithorhynchidae
Gene: SREK1IP1
Product: SREK1 interacting protein 1
Exons: 5
Coding region: 176-652 (158 amino acids)
Molecular function (GO): zinc ion binding; nucleic acid binding
Source: RefSeq, a predicted model, not a curated record
GCGCCCGUUGGGGGCCUUCGGGGAGAAGGGUGGGAAGAGGGUGGGAAGGGGGAGUCGUUCCCGUUUGGACGGGAGGAAGGGAGGAUCUGCUUCCCGUUUGGAGUGAAAGAGGGGGGCUCCCCCACCCGGCCGAGGGAGCCCCAAGGGCCGGGCCGGUCCUUCUUCCACCGGCUCCAUGGCGUUGCCAGGUGGUAACAAGGACAACAUCAGGGCGGGAUGUAAGAAAUGUGGCUACCCCGGUCACCUGACGUUUGAAUGCCGGAACUUUCUCCGGGUGGAUCCCAAAAGGGACAUCGUCUUGGACGUCAGCAGCACAAGCAGUGAGGAGAGUGAGGAAGAGAAUGAAGAGUGGAACAAGGUGCAGGCUUUGCCAGACAAAAAGGGGACAAAUGAGGAGGAAGAAAAGAAAAAGCAGAAAAGAAAAAGCAAAGAGAAAUCUAAAUUGAAAAAGAAACGGAAAAGGUCAUAUUCAUCCAGUUCUACUGAAGAAGACACCCCAAAACAAAAGAAGCAGAAAUCCCAGAAGAAAGAAAAAAAAAAGGAGAAAAAGAGCAAAUCAAGGAAAGGGAAGCAUCACAAAAAGGAGAAAAAGAAGCGCAAAAGAGAAAAACGUUCAUCUUCUGAUAGUUCCGAAUCUUCUAGUAGUGACUGAGAUAUUAGCCUAGGCUGCUGCCGGUGUCUGAAAGACAAAAGAUGAUUUGACCUUUUUCCUUUGGCUGCAAAUUAUGCUUUCUCUUAUCCACCUACUUCCCCAGCUACUUGCCUUCAGAAGCCCUGCACUACGCACCUGUAUAGUCCUACUUUCAAAAGGAAAUGAUUCUUUUCGAUAGUGUUCACUCCCCCUGUUCUUUCUCUAAGUGGUUUCUCCAUAAACUUACCAUAAAUUGAAAUAACUAUUUAUCCUGGUUAGAGCAGUUUUUUGCUAAAUGAAGUCUGUAUCCUCCCUGAAAGGAUUCAAGCUCUCAGUGGGAUUUUUGAUUUGACCCCUGUGCCCUUUCCUAUAUCAUUGUGAAACUACAUAUCCUUUUCCGCAUAAAUAUCGUUCCAGCGAAGUUUCUGUUUUUCAAGGGACCAGACUUUGUGAAUGUUUUAGGGCAAUAUGCGGCUUUAUCGGCCUUGGCUAGCCCUCUUUUUAAACUAGUAGUUUCGGCGGAUAUGUUAACGGCAUGUACAUUAUAUGACCGAGUUUUACCGUUUGUGAAACGCUAGCCUUUUCGAUAUUUUUUUGUUGUGUAAGAAAUCUAGCCCGUGACCGAUAUUCCCAAUCUUGUUCUAAAGUCGGCAUCUAAAUGGAGAGAGAUUAAAAGCAGUGGCAGGAACAGCUGUGAGGUUUGGCAAACGUGCCAUAUUGGCAUUUGUAAAAAUGGCGCUUCAGCUAUGAACAUUUUUGUUUAGGAUGAAAAAUGAAAUCUUCUACAUUCAGGUGAAUUUGUAUUGUUUGCAGUGUCAAAACUUUCUUCUGUUGGAGUAGUGAUAGUUUUUUUUAUAGAGGUAAUCCACCGUUUGUCUGACUUUAAAAGAAAUAUAUUUUGAAAGACAUUGGAUCCCGAUUUUUGUAGUCACCAGACUGGCCGAUUGCUUGUUAUUGUUCGUUGUCCACAAAACCAUCCAUAAAAGCUUGAGAGAAUUCAGAAAGCGUCUUCAAUUCAGACCGAUGUAAAGGAAAAAUAAAAUUAAGAGCUUUAUUACCGUGCUCUUGAAACCUAAGAUCCA